AUGUUUAUUCGAAUAAAACUGAUGCAACGAAUAUUAUAUUUCCUGUUUUUUUUUCCUUUUAGGUAUAAUUCAACAGUGCAGUCCUUCGUGGUCUCCAAACUCCGUCGGGGUGAGAGUACAGAAUUGCUUCAUGCCAACGGAACAGCAAUGAAAAACCUGGGGAAAGGAUUUGGAGAUUACGAGAUGUUUAACAAUGAUGAAGAUGAUCUUUACUCUCGAGACGCUGCACCACCUCCCCCAAAGCAGGAACCACUUCCGGUCGAACUACCAGCGGAUGAAUACGUCAUCCAACAUCGACUUCCAUUUGGUUUCUACGAGUUUAUAUUCCGCUUGUUAAUCUUGAACAGAUUUCGUGGCCGCACUCGUUUUAUUUCGGCAGCUCGACUUGUGAUCCUCUACCGUCGCAAGAUGAACAUUCAUAUUGCUGCUCAACGCCGCCAACAAUUUAAGAGCGCCGCCCAGCAACCUAGCGUGACUUCAUACACCAAAUCAGCAAGAAGCUGGUUUUAUUUAUUUCUUCUUUCGUUUGAGAAUUUAUUAUUUUUUUUCCGUUUUCCUGUUUCCUUCAUCCCUUUGUUUGUUUGUUUGUUUGUUUCUUUUCUUUUCUUUCUUUCUUUCUUUCUUAUUUAUCCCUAUCAUCCUCUUUUAUGA
Molecule: messenger RNA, 651 nt
Organism: Acanthosepion pharaonis
Lineage: Eukaryota; Metazoa; Mollusca; Cephalopoda; Sepiida; Sepiidae
Source: the annotation of a GenBank genome assembly